Messenger RNA from Anastrepha obliqua, 2883 nucleotides. Its product is annotated as O-acyltransferase like protein-like. Lineage: Eukaryota; Metazoa; Arthropoda; Insecta; Diptera; Tephritidae. The transcript is spliced from 8 exons. Bases 258 to 2594 code for a protein of 778 amino acids. The record is from RefSeq and is a predicted model, not a curated record. Gene Ontology annotation, molecular function: acyltransferase activity, transferring groups other than amino-acyl groups.
UGUAGCAAGUUGCUGGUGUGAAAAACGCUCGUGCAAAUCCCUUUGCGAUCGCUAAGACAUACAUUUUUGACGGCGGCGCUCUUAUUCACUUCAUCACUUUCUUUACGCGAUAGUUGUUUGGCCAGGAAAAGUUUGUCUGUGUGCUGCAGUCCGUCCCCAGCAUCAGCUUGUUAAAGGUUGAUAGUUUGCAAAAAUUUUUGCAUUUCAUCGUUUGCGAUCUUCAGUCACUUUUCGCGUUUUCCAACGACAACACCAAAAUGCGGACAAUAGCUGCCGUUAUUGUGACCGUACUUUUAGCGUCCGCAGUGGCCAGUGGAGCAACGGCAACAUUUUCGCGCGGUGAACACACAAACGCGACGGAGGGGGUGUCACUGGCGCGUAUCAAUUUCCUGGUUGGUGUGGCAGAGUUGGGCGCGUUGCACGAAAAUGGCACGCGCUGUGGCAGAGAACUUGAAACACUGCUGAAGGCUGUUGCCAGCAAAGAGUUUUGGAGCUUAAAAGUGCUCGACUCUUUUGGCGCGCCACCGAAAUCCUUCAGCUGGGGCAACUACUACUGGUUCGCUUCGCAAAAGCACUGCGAUGAUCUAAAUACGCCAUACGCGGUCGCUUUCUCACCGGCACAUCUGCGCAGCUAUAGGAUGAACCCUUUCAACGUCACCAGUCCGUUUCGUCUGCGCCUCACCAUGAUUUACAUGCGCUUCUCCACGCCUCGCUACAUCAAUUUGCGACUGCCAUUUGAGUCUUUUAUUCAUAUCGGCUUGUGUUUACCGCAAUCCUGCGCGAUCGCAGCGCUGCAACGCUACACAGACGAAUAUUUUCAGCGCGGCGACUUUGUGAUGCAACGCGACUUCGAACUGCAAUUGCAAUCGGUGUCGGCCAGAGCACCGACUUUCGGUUUAGAUUUCUUCCAGCAAACCGGAACUAUAAUUUCCAUCACCAUUCUCACCACACUGCUAUUGCUGAUUGGCUUAGCUGAAAUCGUGCAUCGUUCCAAAGAGAAGCUGCAGCUACAACAACUGCUGCUGACAAAAGCUCCCCUUGUCGCACCAUCAAAUGGUGGUGUGCACAUAGCCAACGUAUCGGUGGAGCCAAUAAACGAAAGUGCUGCCAAAAGCUCAACACUGGAGGAGCUUUUGCUAUGUUUCCGAUUGGCCGAGAAUUGGCGGCGUGCACUCCAGCCAGAGCGGGCAAAUUCAAAUGCAAACUUUUUGAGCGCUAUUGCCGGCUUGCGCACCAUCAUAUGCCUUUGGGUGUCCACUUUCCACGUCUACUACUACUCGUUGUUCGCACUAUCGAAUGCACCAAUGAUGUUUGCUGCAUUGGCGAAUUUUCUAUAUCAGCCGCUUCUGCAGGCUGUCUUUUUUGUGGAUAUUUUCUUUGUUAUGAGCGCUCUCCUGCUUGUCUACAAUUUUCUAUCAACUGAAUCAAGGCUGAAGGCGAUACGCCAAAAUGGUUUCGUGCAGAAUACAAAAUUAUUUGGCCAGCUUGCAUUGAAUCGGUAUUUGCGGCUCACGCCAAUGCUCAUCGUCACCAUACUUCUAAGCGACGUAGCCUACGAUUUGAUCAACACAUAUUCACCCUUCUACUUGGGCGCCAACAGCGGCUAUUAUUGCAAGCAACGCUGGUGGUAUAACCUGCUCUACAUACAAAACUUCUUGGACAUGCGAGAUAUCUGUUGCUCGUGGACUUGGUAUCUGGCUUGUGAAAUGCAGUUCUACCUACUCACCACAGCAUUGCUAUUUUUGUAUGCCAAAAGUGAACGUUUGGCCAAAAUCGUCUUCGCCACGUGUGCGUUGGGCUUUGCCAUAAUUGGAUGGUUGUGCAAUUACAACAAUGGCAUUACGUUUGACCUAGACGUCCUACAUUCGACGCUGAAUCAGCUGUAUGUGAAACCGUGGGUGCGCAUCAAUCCCUAUCUCGGCGGUGUCCUUUGUGGCUGGUGGCUGCAUCAUCAUCGCCAGAGGGGCGGCCAGCGAUACCAUUAUCAUCAUCGACAGCAGCACCAACAACGGGAGAAGCAACAGGCCCAGUCGCAAUCAGAAUUUCGGCCAUCACAGAUUCAUACGCAACAGCAGCAGCAGCAGCAACAACAACAACACCAGCAACAGCAACGAGCGCAACAACAAUGUGAGACGGCGAGAAAUAGUGGUAAUAUUGGUUGGUGGCAUGCGGCUUUUUGGCUUUUCAUCGCCAUCGUCUAUGUGGUGGCGAAUUUCAUGAGCUACUGGCGCAACACACCCACAUGGCUGGUGGCAUCAAUUAUGUCCUUUGGCAAAUUGCUUUUCGCACUUUGCAUCGGCGGCGGCAUUUUGAUGUGCGCCUGGGGAUACGGCGGCCGCUUGAAUGCCUUGCUAAGUGCGCAUCUCUUUCGGCUGUUGAAUAAAUUCUGCUUCAGCAUUUAUUUGUUAACGCCCGUCGUUACAAUAGUCGCCUAUGGACUGCGCAAUGAGCCGACCAGCUUCAAUGAAAUUGGCUCCGUAACGGAUUUUGUUGCGGUGAAUGUGUUGGCGGUGCUGUCUUCGUUUUUGGCCUAUGUGCUUGUGGAGUUGCCCAUGCAGCGGGUAUGCAACAGAUUGUUGUGCAAGCGGUGCUAGCGGCAGGAAGGCGAAGGGAAGCUGUGCUGGCAACAAGGGGAGCAGAACCAGGUGGGUACAACAAUCAAUAGUUGUGUAAGAAAUCUUUCUAUUUUUACUUUGUUAAUUUUUAUUUCUAAUUUUAUACAUAAAAUUACGUUACAUAAUCGAAGAGGAAUUAUAAAAUUUCCUUUUACUUGUAUUUAUAUGUACAUUUUUAUAGACAAGAAUUUUUAUGAUUCAUGUAAAGUGUAAACUUUUAAAAUUUAUGAUUUUUUGUUGCAAAACUUUAAUGCUCAUAUUACAAUAA